Molecule: messenger RNA, 6228 nt
Organism: Cherax quadricarinatus
Lineage: Eukaryota; Metazoa; Arthropoda; Malacostraca; Decapoda; Parastacidae
Gene: MAN1
Product: LEM domain-containing inner nuclear membrane protein MAN1
Biological process (GO): nuclear envelope organization; negative regulation of BMP signaling pathway
Molecular function (GO): chromatin DNA binding
Source: RefSeq, a predicted model, not a curated record
GAAGACUAUAGUGUGAUGCUCACUGCUGCUCCCUCACUCACCACUCCACCGUCUGCUGUGGCGGUGUUCGUAAACAUGGCGUCCAAUAAGUCGCUUACGGACGACGACCUUAGAAAGAAGCUGAAGGAAUAUGGCAUCACGUCCCCUGUCACGGCGAGCACGAGGAAUAUCUUAAUUAAGAAGCUAAACCAUGUUAUUGCGAACCAAAAGAGAGUGUCGGCGGCCAAUACCAGAGCCAAGAGGGCGUCCAGUGCCAGCCAGCUUAAUGCAUUCAGCUCAGACGAAGAUGAAGAUAACGACACUUGUGUCCAUUCACCAGCAAACAGGUCGUUCAAGUUCAUGAGAAACAGAAGGGGGUCAAGGGGAAAUACAGACACAACUGUAAAUGGCAGAAGUGAGAGCAUGUGUAGCUCCCAGUUGAGCAGAACGAGUGGGCGGCCCUUGAGUGCUAGUAGUGAGGUGAAGGAGGACCUUUACAGAGGGACAAGUGGGGGUAAUAUGUCAGUGUUGAGUCGUAACAACACACAUAGUGAGGCUGCCCACACUCGCACUGCUUACUUCCCAGUGUCUGCUCGCUCUGGUAUCAGCCCCAGGGCUAAGAUCCACGAUGAUUAUGACACAGGUUCAGACUCUGACCUUGCUGAUGGUGAGGACUCCCUCUUGACCUCCACCAGGAAGGGCCUCGCCUCCUAUGUGUGGAACAAUAACAGCGAGAACGAGGCGCUGCCCAACAACAAUUCCUACAAAUCCCCCACGUAUCAGAAUCACAAUUCGAGCAUCUCCUCUUGUGACCGGUCGUUUAGUGCAUCAGACGUUGCUUGCAGGAGUAGAAAAGUUAAUUCUUUCCUAGAAAAUGGUGAUUAUGAUGAUAGAGAUUGUUUGGAGGAUGAUGCUAGCUUUUUAGGUGUUGCGGAAUCAAUUGUGACUCACGCAUCUCUUGGCAAUCACGAACAGGUCCGAGUUGCUAAUGGCAGACAUCACAGUGAAUCAAGCCAGCAUCUUGACCACUCGCACAGUGAUGAGAGCACGUGGCAUUAUUCGGUUCCACUCUUGUUGUUAAUCCUUCUUGCAGUUUUCUUCGGUGUGGUCGGUAUGCUCUAUGUGAAUAUGCGUAUGCCCCUCCUACCAACACUGCGUUCUGUGCCUGCCAUGGUCCACCAAGCCGUGGCUAAUGUACCUGUGCCUUUUCUCACUUCCACUGAGCCUGAGAGACAAGCAAAGAGUGUUGUCAUGUCGCCAUCACACAAACCUUCACAUAACAUCCCAAAAGCACCACUGCCCCCUGAGCCUGCGCCGUCACACAAGCCAGAAAUUAAGUUUCCAGUAUGCAGUGAGAAAACUAAGAAGGAUUGCCUGUCAGUACAAGAGUUGGAAUCAGUUCAGCCUCUCCUUGGUAAACUGGAGGAGGUCCUGUUGCCUGCCCUGCACACCCAUGCUGGCUUUUAUCAGUGUGGAGAUACUCCACUUAGAUAUAUACCAGUGGCUAAAAUUAAAGAGCUGUUUGAUCAGCAGGAUUCUUUACAAAAACCAGCCAGUGUUGAAGGCAUCAAUACCCUUGGCAGGUUGGCAGAGUGGAAUAGUCUCUGGGGCAUUGAAGCUAUCAGGGGAGAUGAUACUUCACUGCUGGGUCUAUCUCUGUCUUCUCAGCCAACUUAUAUCCUCUGCCACAUCACCACUGCCAUUUACUCCUUCUUUUAUAUGCUGAUGGCUAUUAUAACAGUUAUUUUAACAGCUUGGUUAGCAUUCUACUGUGUCCGGUAUCACAAACGUAAGGCAGAAGAGGAAAAACAACAGGUUUACGAAUUAAUAGAACAGAUUUUAGAAGUGCUGAGGGGUGUGGGUGGUCCUGCUGGAAAGGACUAUGUGGCAGUGAGUCAUGUUAGAGACUCCCUCAUAACCCCAAGGGAGCGCCGUGCUAAGAAAAAGCUUUGGGAGAAGGCUGUGCAAUUCAUUGACCAUUAUGAAUCUAGGGUCCGGCGUGAUAUCCAGGCAGUUGGGGGUGAAGAUUGCGAGGUGUGGCGGUGGGCUUCUGGUGUACCUCACUCCCCAGGCAACUCCCCAGGAGGAGAUGGAGGUGUUGGCCGUCCCCCAGCAAAAAUGUGGCAAGGACCAGCCUUUGAUAAUCUUGGUCCACAACAUGUGCCCAAUGUUUCUCCCACCUCUUGCCUCAAAAUUAGAAAUAUGUUUGACUGUGAUGUAGAGUUUGGUGAUAACUGGCCUUCACGGAUUCAAGAUAGCAUUUUGGAAAAAUGUGAAGGUGUCAGCAUUGUCCACAUUGCUGUGGAUCGGGGGUCACGUGAAGGCUGUGUCUACCUUAAGUGUGCGUCUCUCUCAGAGGCGGGUAGAGCAUUUAGAGCUCUACAUGGCUGGUGGUAUGAUGGUAACCUUGUGACUGUCAAAUUUCUCAGAGAUGAGCGUUAUCAUCAACGCUUCCCAUCUGCUCGUCAUGCCACGUGCCGGCUGAGACCGUCCAAUAACAAACGCCUCUCUCUGCAAGUUCCCACAGGUCAGCCAGAAGCCUCCAAAAAUAUAUAGAAUAUGGUUGAUGUUAGCACACAGGCUUAAAAUGGGUGAAGGAUAUAAGCUACUUUUGGCAUAAACAAUAUGGAGGCUUGUAAAUUGGAUUUUGGCUGCUUGAAAAGAAUGUAUACUAAUUUCUUGGAAACAAAAAAAGAAAUUAGGGUGAUGACUAAAGGCUUUAGGGAUUUUAGAUGUUUUUAAAAUAUAAAAAAAUGUCUUCUUAUGUUUUUUGUGAAGGAUGAAAAAUUCAUAGAGUAAUUAUGUUUAUUUUUAUUUAACCUAACAAAGUAAAAAAGUACUGCCUGCAGUUUUUUACAGUAAAUCAUUAGUCUUAUUUUUUUUUGUACAUGUAAUAUGUUCCCUUCUCAGUGGUGUAAACAUUAAUAUAUUAAUCUGCAGUUGUGGAUACUUAGGAUUGUGGUGAUCUGAUCCUUGAUUGUCUGCAUGACCAGGUAAUCAGCAAGGAAGCAUAGCCUCAGGUCGUCUCUGUGGGUAGGAGAACCAUCAAAACCGAUCACAGCUGUGUUAUUACUCAAGCUGCACCACAUGUUAUUCUUUUAUAUUUUGAGUUAUCCCACUUUGUGGUUUCUCUGUUGUAUCAACCCAUUAGUCACAUGAUAAACAGUUAGGUUCUCUUAUUUUAUUAAUUAAAGUUUUCAUUAAUUUUGCAUAUUUUUACUGUCUAGCUCAGUGGCAGUGUUACCAUAGUUUGGACAGACCUGACCAUAAGUAUCUGGAGGCAUGAUUCUAGUUUCCACAUUUGUGUUUUCCACUUGUGUCACUCAGUCAUUAUUAUAUCACUCUUUUAGAGUGCAUUGGGGAAUACAUUUCUUGAGAUUAGAGAAAAAAAAAUUUUCUCUUUACUUCUUGAGAUAUUGUGCUAGAUUUUUAUAAUUUUAUCUUCAUAAUUACACAAAAAUGUAUACGUACAUGAUAUCCAGAUGCAUGUUAUUAUGUGCAUGUACAAAGAAAAACGUGUGUUCUCUAAGUACAUACACAUAUAAAAUAAACCCUUGAUUAAUGAGUGAUCUGGUAGUGCUGUUUUGUCUUAACACUUUUGAGAAAGUGCAACCAAAAAAAGUUAGUGCACAAAAAUGCUCGAUAUUAUAUAAAGUGUGAAAGAUUUAGCAUAGCAACAAGUUAUGGUUAAAAUUGGGGAUGCUAUGAGCUGUAGAUUUUAAGUCUGCUCACUAGGCCACAAGUAAUGCAUCCCUCCAGCCCCCUACCAUGCUACAGCAAAUCACAAGAUAACCUUUUUUUUUUUUUUUUUUUUUUUUUUUAAUGUUUUCCAAAAUUUGUACAACUUAUGACAUUCAAUGCAUUAAUAUCAAGCACCCACAAUCGUUCAGUAGAAGACAACUUCAUUUGUAUUUACUACCCAGAAGGUUAGUAGCCUAAUAUAAUUAAUUAUACAUUCCUGUGCCUUGGAAAGUUUUGUAUCUACUUUAGCUGUAUUUCUACAAUUGGUGAAUAUGAUGGUGAUUGAUAAUAAAAUGAAUAGGUGUUUGAAUGAGGAAGUUGUAGUGGAGGUACAGUAUGCAUUCACCGAGGUGAAUACAUAUUUGGGUGAAUCUCUAGAUUUCUCCAAGGUUUGGGGGAAUUGAGAUUUCUGCAGAACUUGCUAAGUAAAGGUGUGUUUAACUAAAAAAAUGAGGGAAAAUGGAUGAGUAAGUCUUGUGCCAGCUGCUACCCCUGUUACAUUAUCAACAUGGUAAUAUUUUGAGGAGGUUGAGACAUGCUGUUUCCCUGCUGACACUGUAUAACUCUCAGCAGUGUGUGUGGUGUUACCUUCUCCCAUUAUAGGCUCUUCAUAUGAGAUCAUGCAAAAUAAAAGUUGUAUAGACAAUUUAGAUGUGUAUUGAAGAGUUAAACGUAGAAAUCUUCAAUCAUGCAAUAUUGCUGGGAGCCAGAGCCAUAGUUGGCACCUAUUUGCACAUUUCUCAGAUGCAGCCUCCCACACCAUUUUAUUACAGUAUUACUUUAUUUUUAUUAAUUUCUUUAAUACAGAAUGCAUUCAUCUUGAGUAUGUUUGCUUUGUGUAGGUGUGGUGAGCUUCUAUAUGUUUGGUACAAUUUGACAAGGAAAUACAGCUUUUAUUUUUAACAGUGUUUCCAUGUCCACAGCACCAAAAUGGUGGUAGUGGUAGUCGAUGAUGCUUGCUGCAUUUUUAUAUCCACAUUUUCUUUGAUAUAUAUUUGUUUGGUAUAGGUGUGGUUAGCUCUUGUAUGUUUAAUGCACUUUGGUAAGGCAAUGUGGCUUUUAUUUUUGUGAUGUUAACAUACUGUGUGUGUCAGUUGAUAAACCUUGCUACAUCCAGUUCGGCCCAGUAGGCUCACAUUAACCCUCCACACACUUCAAAUUCUUCAAGGAAUAACUAACAGAAUGUAGGAUAAGAUAAACUAGUAAUUUUUUAAAGUAAAAUAAUAAAUAAAAUUAUUUGGCAAAUUUGGAGGUGUCUGGAAUGUAACCUUUUUUUUUUUUUUUUUUUUUUUUUUUUACCUUACGUGUUCUUCAGGUGACGUGAUUUUUAAGCUAAGUGCUAAUAUUCAGGAACAUAACCCACACAUUAAUUGAGGGUUUAAUAUACAUACAUACCUGAACAAUCAUGUAGUUCUACAGGAAAAUGAUAGGCCAAGCUCCAAACUUUUGUAUGUAUUACAAGACAUCCUCAGGAAGAGUGCCAAUACUGUAGUAGGGUAACAAAGGUUGGAGCUGAGGUGACUGCAAGACAGAGGGCAGUAUGUAAUUACCCAACUCAGUUGUCAGGUGUUGGCAUUAAGGAAGUGCUUUCCUCACACGGUAUACAUGAAUAUUUUGUUAAUACACUAGCAGGUUUGUACAUUCCAUCAGUUGGGUUCAUAUUUCUGGUUAUCAAGGAAGACUUUAAGUAGCCUCUCUUGUGGAUGCAGAAUGAAUAGAUAUAUUGUAAGGCACACUAGUCAGUGGGGUGGAUAUGCAGUCUAAUAUGAACAAAUUUCACACUGGAUUCUAACCUUUUAACAUUGUAUUUUUAUUAAGUAAUCCUCCUGUCAGGGAACUACAUUAUGGGAUUUAAAGAAAAUUCUCUGUAUUUGUGCAUUGCAUAUUGAUCUCAAAUAUUCAACGGUUGUACACCUUAUUACUUGGCAUUAUAGCUCCGUAUUUGUCAGUUUCUACAACCAGUUUAAGAGGAUGAUAUUCUGAGUUUACUGGAGAAAAAAAACCCAUUUUAUAUAGAAUCAAAUUUGCUACAAAAAUUUUACAAUCCCACAUGGUGCCCCAUCAAGACAAAGAUCAGUGCCAAUUUGAAUUUUGUUUCUCCCAUAAAAAACGUUUGGUGAUUAUUUCCUAUAUUGUAUGUUGGUACCAUAAGUCAGUGUCAAAAAUUCCAUAAGAAAAAAUGAACUUCAUUAAAAUGUAAUUCUUAAUAUAUAUUUUCCUUCCUUUCAUAAAAGACUGUUGUCAGCUAAAUUCACAAAUCUAGUCUUAAAGAUUUUGUUUACAACACGCAGACAUUUGCCUUAAGGUAACCUCAUCAAAUAUAUUGAUUUAUAGCCCUGUGGCCACUCUGUGAAAGCUAAUAUAACUAAUGAUGUUAAAUUUGUAUUUAUUUUUAUCUUGAAAUUUUGUGCAUUUGCAGCGUGCAUGUUGGUAUAUAACUAUAGAUGUUAAGUAUUUUGUUUUGCCAAACCUGUGAAUAUCUUUGUAAAAUAUAUUUUACUAACUUUA